Mugil cephalus (flathead mullet) is the source of this 1960-nucleotide messenger RNA. It is a transcript of the gene chrnb1, whose product is annotated as cholinergic receptor, nicotinic, beta 1 (muscle). Gene Ontology annotation, cellular component: synapse; postsynaptic membrane; neuron projection. Bases 180 to 1664 code for a protein of 494 amino acids. Gene Ontology annotation, biological process: chemical synaptic transmission; monoatomic ion transmembrane transport; regulation of membrane potential. The transcript has 11 exons. Gene Ontology annotation, molecular function: transmembrane signaling receptor activity; acetylcholine-gated monoatomic cation-selective channel activity. The record is from RefSeq and is a predicted model, not a curated record. NCBI's taxonomy places the organism in Eukaryota, Metazoa, Chordata, Actinopteri, Mugiliformes, Mugilidae.
UGGAGAACUGAGCAGUUGGCCAGGAUGCCCUGACUGACAGACAACAACAGUCCAAACCGACCAAACCAAAACUCAGCACUAAAGGGUUCCCAGUGAGCCAAACUGGAACAGAAAGAAAAGGAGUUCAGGGAUCUGGAUCGAGAGGCCGAGAAGAAGAGCGUCGUUCUGGAGGGGUCACCAUGAAGAGCUUGGAUCUGCUCCUGCUGGCAUGUUGCUUAUGCAGCCUGAGCACACUGGGAGGUGCUGAUGAUUCCGAACAGUCUCUGACGAAGAGUCUGUUCGUCGGCUACAACGUUAAGGUCCGGCCGGCGCCCACCCCCGAGGAUAGGGUGGUGGUUCGCGUGGGGAUGAUUCUCUCCUCCUUUGUUGGACUGAAUAUGAAAAAUGAAGAAAUGAGCACAAUUGUCGUCAUGAAUCUGGAAUGGACUGACCAGCGGUUGACGUGGAAACCGAAGCAGCACAACGGCAUUGAGGUGUUGCGCAUUCCCUCCGCCAAAGUCUGGCUUCCUGACAUUGUCCUCAUCAAUAAUAACGAUGGGGUGUAUGAUGUGGCCCUGCAUGUCCAUGUUCAGGUUUACUAUACAGGCAGGGUAACCUGGACUCCCCCUGCUCUCUACUGCAGCUCCUGUGGAGUCAAGGUAACAUAUUUCCCGUUUGACUGGCAGAAUUGCACCAUGCAGUUCCGCUCCUACACAUAUGACUCGACUGAGAUCGAACUGCAGUAUGCGCUGGACUCAAAAGGCAACGAGAUCCGCGAGAUCGUGUUAGAUGAGUCUUACAGUGAGGGCGGCGAAUGGCGCAUCAGACACAAACCAAGCAGGAAGAACAUGAAUGACGACUUGUACGAGGACAUGACCUUUUACCUGAUCAUCGAGAGGAAGCCUCUGUACUACGUCCUCAACAUCAUCCUACCCUGCAUCCUCAUCACCAUCAUCGCCAUCUUCAACUUCUACCUGCCUCCCGACGCAGGUGAGAAGAUGGGUCUGUCAAUCAACGUGCUGCUCACCCUCACUGUGUUCCUGCUUCUGCUGGCUGACAAGAUCCCUGAGACCUCGCUGGGAGUCCCCAUCAUCGUCAACUACAUCAUGUUCACCAUGAUCCUGGUCACGUUCUCCGUCAUCCUCGGCGUGGUCGUCCUUAACCUCCACCACCGAUCCCCCAGCACCCACAGGAUGCCCAUGUGGGUCCGCAAGAUCUUCAUCCACAUGCUGCCGCCUUAUCUGGGUAUGCUGCGGCCCAAAGUGGAGACCCCGCUGUCCCUGGAGACUUUGCCGCGCCGGGAGAAAAAGAUAGUCACCAUCAGCAAAGUUGCUGAUGAGUACUUCAUCCGCAAACCCGACUCUUCCGUCUUAUUUCCCAAGCCCAACAGGUUCCAGCCUGAGGGCAUGUGUACAGAUCUCAGGAAGUUCAUUGAUGGCCCCAGUAGCUACCUCUCGCUUCCUGACGACCUCAAGUCAGCUAUCGAUGCCAUCACGUAUAUCGCUGAGGCUCUGCAGGCUGAGAAGGACUAUGAAGCACUCAAAGAGGACUGGCAGUACGUAGCCAUGGUGGUGGACCGCAUGUUCCUCUGGAUCUUCGUCGUCUUCACCACCGUGGGCACCUUGGCCAUCUUCGCCGACGCUAGUUUCAACCACACGCCCACCGACCCCUUCAAAUACCCCUGAAACACAAUGUCCUGAGUCACAGUCCUGCCAAUACACUUGGUGUCAAAAGAUAAAUUUCAAUUACAUCUCUAUUUUUGCCCAUUUAGAAGGAAUAUACUCUUUGUGAGUCGCCUUCAAGACCAACACUGACAAACCAGAUUUAUUUUACACUUAUUUUCACAAAGGAUAUGUAAUUUGAAUAGAUAUAAAAUAGUUAAAACUGUACUCUAUGUCUAAGAUCUGUGAUUAGUGCAUGAAAUAUAGCUACCAAGCAAAUGUUAGCAUACCUUACAUGUGUAUAAAUCUUACAAUAUAAA